AUGUCAGAAGCAUACAAGAACGUGGAGGCCAUCGCGGCCGAAGCAGCGUUAUAUCGCAAGGAACUGGAUGAAUCGCGGAAAGAGGUCCAUGAGCUCCACAAGGAGGUCGCCAACCUGAAAGAACUAAUCCAGUCGGUGUCAGUGGGGCCACCCACCACGUCGCCUAGUACUCAGGUCAGCAGCCCAGGAAGAAGCUGGGCAUCCAUCGUUUCGCAAUCGUCGUUAGCAUCGUCUAACACCCGGGCGGCGCGCACUGGACUGGGCCUCCCUGCGGUGGUACUGGAUCUACGCUCUGCUAGAGAGGAUACCCAGACUCUAGUGGACGACCUCGCGCAGACACGGAAGAGGAUCUGUACUGCACUUCAGGAUGAUACUACAACUGCGGACGUCGACAUUGUGGGGGUAAAACCUACUUCGCGGUCUACGGUGAAGAUCUUUGUCGACUCGGAGGAAAGCGUCGCGAAUCUUCGCCAGGCAACGCACUGGUUAGACUCCCUACCACGUGCUAAGCUGCAGGGCGAACAAUGGUUCCCCAUCAAAUUGAACGAUGUCAAGAAGGAAAGUGUCUUUGAAGCGUCUGGGGCGCAACGGGAAGAUUUCGCAAGAAGCUUCCAAGACGAGAACGAUGUCUGA
This is a messenger RNA of Penicillium argentinense, 633 nucleotides long. RefSeq lists its product as uncharacterized. The coding region runs from base 1 to 633 and encodes 210 amino acids. The record is from RefSeq and is a predicted model, not a curated record. Lineage: Eukaryota; Fungi; Ascomycota; Eurotiomycetes; Eurotiales; Aspergillaceae. The transcript has a single exon.